CUCCUAGGACCCUCCGCGCGCGCGGGCCGAGCCCGCCCAUGAAGCCGCCCGCAGCGCAGAGCAACCCGGCGGCGGCCGCGGCCGCAGCCCCAGCCUUGGACUCGGCGGCCGCCGGGGACUUGACGGAUGCGCUGUGCGAGUUUGACGCGGUGCUGGCCGACUUCGCGUCGCCCUUCCACGAGCGCCACUUCCACUACGAGGAGCACCUGGAGCGCAUGAAGCGGCGGAGCAGCGCCAGCGUGAGCGACAGCAGCGGCUUCAGCGACUCGGAGAGUGCAGAUUCGCUCUGUAGGAACAGCUUCAGCUUCAGUGAUGAAAAACUAAAUUCUCCAACAGACUCUGCUCCGGCUCUCCUCUCCCCGACCGUCCCUCCUCGGAAAGCUAAACUGGGAGACACGAAAGAGCUAGAAGACUUUAUUGCUGAUCUUGACAGAACAUUAGCAACUAUGUGAAACAAGACCUUCUGGGUCCUUUCAGCGUCAGGAAGAGGCUUCAGAAAGCGCUGGGGACCCUGGCAAAAUGAGCCACAGCAUUAGCUGCCGGAGCAGACAGAGAUACGCGCUCACCUGCCAGCAGGCCGAUCUCGGACUCGUUCUGAAACCAGCCUUUGAUCAUCUCUGGGCGAUUUAGAGAGUGAAACUGACUUCGUUUACCGGCUUGCAGCAUCCUAGAACAGAUGAUCCACGCUAACAUUGUAUUUUCUCUCAAAACAUAGCUUUCCUGUAAUUUAAAGUGCAUUCAUGGAAAUAUCUGUAAUUAAUUAUAUAUAGUUGGAAACAGUAAUUUGCUUUUCCCAGUAUAAUAUAUUUUUGUAUGCAAAUAAAAUUUGAACUGGAGUCUGUA
This is a messenger RNA of Suricata suricatta (meerkat), 843 nucleotides long. It is a transcript of the gene RGCC, whose product is annotated as regulator of cell cycle. Bases 39 to 452 code for a protein of 137 amino acids. Lineage: Eukaryota; Metazoa; Chordata; Mammalia; Carnivora; Herpestidae. Gene Ontology annotation, cellular component: cytoplasm. Gene Ontology annotation, biological process: regulation of cell cycle. The record is from RefSeq and is a predicted model, not a curated record. Gene Ontology annotation, molecular function: protein kinase activator activity; protein kinase binding. The transcript has 5 exons.